Molecule: messenger RNA, 996 nt
Organism: Sclerotinia borealis F-4128
Lineage: Eukaryota; Fungi; Ascomycota; Leotiomycetes; Helotiales; Sclerotiniaceae
Source: the annotation of a GenBank genome assembly
AUGGCUGCAACCAACGGAUCAAACGGAAAUGGAAACGGAAAUGGUCACGUAACACGUCGACCCCUCCAAGAUGGAAUCUACGCCCCAACCAUGACAUUUUUCGACCCCGAGACUGAAGAACUCGACAUUGCCUCAAUCAAAAGACAUGCCAUCCGUCUCGCCGAAGCCGGUCUCGUCGGUCUAGUAACCAUGGGAUCGAACGGUGAAGCCGUUCAUCUUUCCCGCGACGAAAAGCAAGCCGUUACCCGUGCCACCCGUGAAGCUCUCGAUUCCGCUGGCUUCGACCAAGUCCCCAUUAUCGUCGGAGCAACCGAAGGUUCCGUUCGCGGCACCAUCGACCUCAUCAAAGAAUCACAAAAAGCAGGAGGAGAAUACGUUCUCCUACUACCUCCUUCGUAUUUCCGUGGUCUUAUGGAUGAAGAAUCCGUAUACAACUAUUUCAUCCAAGUAGCCGAUGAAUCUCCUUUACCAAUCAUCCUAUACAAUUACCCAGGUGCAGUUGCCGGUAUUGAUAUGGACUCCGAUCUCAUCAUCCGUCUCGCCAAACACCGCAAUAUCGUCGGCACCAAAUUCACCUGUGGUAACACUGGAAAGCUCACCAGAGUUGCUUUGGCCACCAAUGCCAAGACUGCCUUCUCGGAAGGAUCUGGCUACAUGGCUUUUGGGGGCAUGUGUGAUUUCACAGCUCAGACUUUGAUUUCGGGUGGUUCAGGAAUCAUUGCGGGUGGUGCAAAUGUGAUGCCCAAGGUGUGUGUUAAGGUUUGGGAAUUGUAUAGGGAGGGUAAAAGGGAUGAGGCAUUCGCGUUGCAAAAGCUUCUGAGUAAGGGUGAUUGGGUUCUUACUAAAGCUGCAAUUGCGGGAACUAAGAGUGCGAUUCAAAGUUACUAUGGAUAUGGUGGAUACCCACGAGCACCGUUGAAGAGGUUGGAUGAUAUUAAGACGAGUGCGAUUAAGGAGGGUAUUGAUGAGCUGAUGAAGGUCGAGUUUAGUUUAUAG